UGGAAGUUGGAACAUUACAAGUACUUUCCCUUUCUGUCAUAAAAACAGUUCCAACUUCCCAAGUCAUCGAAAACCCAAAGGUCAAUACUUCAAAUCUUUCAUUCAUAUUUUCUCUUCUCUAUUUAUACGUAUUCUUUGUGUUUAACUCAUGAACUAGAAAAAUCCAAAAUCAUCUUCAGAAAAAGGAAGAACAAUGGUUUUUGGUGUAGCAAAGGAAGAAUAUACUAUUACCAAAGAAAUAAUGACAAAAUUAUCAGUUGCUAAUGAUAAAGAAGAAAAAGAGGAAAACAAUUUGUGUAUCUCUCCAAUUGAAAUAUCAUCAUUUCGAUGUUUGAAUACGAAGAAGAAGAAGCUUCUUGUUAUUGAUUUGAAUGGUCUACUUGCUGACAUAGUUUUUCCACCUCCGAAUCAUGCUAAACCAGAUGCAUUUGUAGCGCGGAAAGCAUUAUUCACAAGGCCAUUUUACCAUGAGUUUCUGAACUUCUGCUUUGAGAGAUUUGAUGUGGCUGUGUGGUCUUCAAGAUUGAAGAAAAAUGUGGACAUUGUCAUUGAUUAUAUGAUGGGAGACAUGAAACAAAAGUUGAUUUUCUGUUGGGAUCUGUCACAUUGCACCGAAACAAGUUUCACAACUCUUGAAAACAGGCACAAACCACUUGUUUUUAAGGAUUUGAGGAAAAUUUGGGAGAAGUAUGAUCCUAAUCUUCCUUGGGAGAAGGGAUAUUACAAUGACUCAAACACAUUGCUUUUGGAUGACUCACCUUACAAGGCACUGCUAAAUCCUCCAUGGAAUUCAAUAUUUCCUCAUACAUACAGUUAUGAAAAUCAGAAAGACAAUUCAUUAGCUUUGGGAGGCGAUCUACGGCAAUAUCUGGAUGGACUAGCUAAUGCUGAAAGUAUGAUCAAGUAUGUAGAAGAACAUCCAUUUGGUCAAGAACGCAUCACCGAAAGAAAUCGAUUCUGGAACUUCUACCUCAAUGUUAUCAAUAGUCUUUCUUUGUCAACAUGAAGAGUGAAAAAUAUUGGUUUCCUUCAAUUGGAAUAUUGUGAUGAAUUUAGUUAGUCUGUUAGGCUAAACUGCUGUAUUAGAACUGUGUAUUAUUGCAUGGUUACAUAUUAAGUGCCCUUUUUUGUGUAUGGAUUUUAAUUAUGGUUUUUCCUUUUUUGGAGUAAAUGUACAAGGGAUGAAGAAUUUUGAUAACAAAUCUUGUUGGUUUGAACUUUGAAGAACUUUUUUGUAUAAAUGAAUUUAAUAGAUUUGUUUUGUGAUUA
This is a messenger RNA of Trifolium pratense (red clover), 1269 nucleotides long. RefSeq names its product ubiquitin-like domain-containing CTD phosphatase 1. The record is from RefSeq and is a predicted model, not a curated record. Gene Ontology annotation, molecular function: phosphoprotein phosphatase activity. Lineage: Eukaryota; Viridiplantae; Streptophyta; Magnoliopsida; Fabales; Fabaceae. The transcript is spliced from 7 exons. Bases 194 to 1006 code for a protein of 270 amino acids.